AUGAGAUUUCAGAAUAUCCUUUUUGCGUUAGCUGUAGCUUGCUCUACAGGGUAUGGUUUUGAGAAUGACGCUCAAGAUGAGCUUGAACAAAUGUGGGGCCAAGACUGGCCAUUCAGCGGAUUGCAAAGUUAUGCGCACUUGCCCUACCACAAGUGUCUACUCAACAAGAGUUUAGACUUUGACAUUGGAAUCAUCGGAGUUCCGUUUGACACAGCAGUCACUUUCAGACCCGGAGCGAGAUUCGGGCCUCAAGCAAUCAGAAAAUCAUCUCAGAGACAAACUUCGAUGCGAGGAUUCAAUUUCCGAGCUGGUAUUAAUCCGUAUGAAAGUUGGGCCAAAGUGAUUGAUUGUGGAGACGUUCCCGUCACGCCCAUGGACAAUCAUUUAGCACUCGAAAUGAUGACUGCGGCCUACGACAAUUUACUCUCAAGAGAAUCUACUUCAGAUCAGACAAACAUGCCUCCACGACUUGUGUCUUUGGGUGGCGAUCAUAGCAUCAUUCUUCCUAUUUUGCGAGGGCUGAAAAACAUUUACGGCCCGAUAUCGGUCAUUCAUUUUGACUCGCACCUCGAUACCUGGGCGCCAAGCAAGUAUCCUUCCUAUUGGCAUAGCGACGAGUCUCAAUUCACGCAUGGAUCGAUGCUUUGGCUUGCGCACCAGGAGGGCCUGUUGGCCCGCGACGCUAAUGUGCACGCCGGCCUUAGAACUAGACUCAGCGGUAAUGGGUGGGAAGACUACGAGGAAGACGAUGACGUUGGGUUUCACCGCAUUGAAUGUGAUGAUAUUUUUGAGCUUGGUAUCGACGGUAUCGCUGAUCGGAUUUUGAGCGUGGUCCCCAAGAAUGGGCCAGUUUACAUCAGUAUUGACAUAGAUGUUCUAGAUCCCAGCGCGGCUCCAGGGACAGGGACUGUUGAGGUUGGAGGAUUAAUGACGAGGGAGCUCAUUCGCAUCCUCCGCAAACUCGAAAACCUGAACAUCGUUGGCGCAGACAUCGUCGAAGUCUCUCCUGCUUACGACUCUGCCGAAAUUACCUCACUUGCCGCAUCCCAAUUGGCUUACGAACUGAUCACCAGCAUGGUGAAAAAGGGUCCAUUAGAUCCAUCCAUUAUCAAUUACAGCGUUCAGGGAGAAUCGGGUCGCAAACAAGCCGUUUUCGACGCUACUGGUUUUUGA
This is a messenger RNA of Lachancea mirantina, 1173 nucleotides long. The record is from the annotation of a GenBank genome assembly. NCBI's taxonomy places the organism in Eukaryota, Fungi, Ascomycota, Saccharomycetes, Saccharomycetales, Saccharomycetaceae.